This is a messenger RNA of Rubroshorea leprosula, 2079 nucleotides long. The record is from the annotation of a GenBank genome assembly. Lineage: Eukaryota; Viridiplantae; Streptophyta; Magnoliopsida; Malvales; Dipterocarpaceae.
AUAUCCGAACCGGCUUACUCCCUGCCUUAUUGCUUGGUCGUGACGGUGGGACGCCAGGCGUCGUACGCACCAAUGGCUUUCGCUAAUCUCUGCUCUUCUUCCGUGGCUCUUUCUCGUUCUCCAGCGUGUGGCGGUUUGCAGUGUGUAAAUCAAUUCCCCGCAAAUUGGUCUCCUUCUGAUUUGACAAAAAAGCUCUGCUUGAGUGUGAAGGGGGUUCAUAGAGCUAGAGCUGCGUUGCUAUCUGGUGAAGGUGGUCUCUUAUCUUAUCCUAACGACAAUGGAGUUGCUGGCCAGGGUACCCUUAUCGACAAACUUGAGGACCAGCGAACUGGUGAUAUAGAUUUUGGAACACUUGCAGCGGGAAUGACUCCUAUAACUACUGGUUUCUUUGCUGACAAUAAUGAAUACGACCUGGAUUGUCCUACAGAUGGAUUUGCUUCCAUUCCAGAAGCUAUUGAAGAUAUUCGUCAAGGGAAGUUAGUGAUUGUUGUAGAUGAUGAAGACAGAGAAAAUGAGGGAGAUCUAAUUAUGGCGGCAUCAUUGGUAAAGCCUGAAGCCAUGGCAUUCAUUGUCAAGCAUGGAACUGGAAUAGUGUGUGUGAGCAUGAAAGGUGAAGACUUGGACAGGUUGGAACUCCCGUUAAUGGUGACCCAAAAGGAGAAUGAGGAAAAACUUUGCACAGCAUUUACUGUCACAGUUGAUGCAAAGCAUGCUACAACAACUGGUGUGUCUGCUUGUGAUAGGGCAACAACGGUGUUGGCAUUGGCAUCUAGAGAUUCAAAACCUGAGGAUUUCAAUCGUCCAGGUCAUAUUUUCCCCCUGAAAUACAGGGAGGGAGGGGUUCUAAAAAGAGCUGGACACACUGAAGCAUCUGUUGAUCUUGCUGUAUUGGCUGGAUUAGACCCUGUUGCUGUUCUAUGUGAGAUUGUUGAUGAUGAUGGUUCAAUGGCAAGGUUGCCAAAACUUCGUGAAUUUGCAAAGGAAGAAAACUUGAAGAUUAUUUCAAUUGCUGAUUUAAUUAGAUAUAGGAGGAAAAGAGAUAAGUUAGUGGACUUGACUUCUGCUGCACCAAUACCCACAAUGUGGGGGCCAUUUAAAGCCUACUGUUAUAAGUCGUUGUUGGAUGGUACUGAGCAUAUUGCAAUGGUCAAAGGUGAAAUUGGUCAUGGUCAAGAUAUUCUUGUGAGGGUUCAUUCUGAGUGCCUCUCUGGUGACAUAUUUGGAUCAGCCAGGUGUGAAUGUGGAAACCAGUUGGCACUGGCAAUGAAGCAAAUUGAGGCAGCUGGAAGAGGGGUACUAGUAUAUCUCCGUGGACAAGAAGGUAGAGGUAUUGGCUUGGGGCACAAGCUCCGUGCUUACAACCUUCCUGAUGAUGGACGUGACACUGUGGAAGCCAAUGAGAAGCUGGCAUUAGCUGUUGAUUCUCGGGAGUAUGGAAUUGGUGCCCAGAUACUCCGGGAUCUGGGUGUUUCUACAAUGAAGCUGAUGACAAACAAUCCUGCAAAGUAUGGUGGGCUUAAAGGAUAUGGUUUGACUAUAGCCGGAAGGGUCCCAUUAUUAAGACUGAAUGACAGGGAAGAAGAGUAGAGAACUGGAGAUUAAGGGUGAAAAUUGGGACCUAUCUAUGGUUCAGAUAUUGAUUCAGCACCAAUGCCUCUUCCAUUGACAACUCUGAGGGAUAAAAAGGUGCUGAUCCUUUGACCAAGUUAAGGACUUUGGUAUUUUAGAAUGAGAAGUACAAGGAAUAGGCUUAUUGCUGAAAUUUUACGAUCCUCUAAAUCUAUUUCAUACUCUUUUCUUGUGAAAAAUUGUACAUAAUUCGAGAAAUAGAUCGGUUAUAUAUAGAGCUAUCUUCUUGUGGUGAGAUCUAGGGAAAUGAUAUGAAAAACCAAGCAUUUGAAUUGCUUACUCUAUACCAUUAUUCCUGUAAAUGAGUGGCUACUUCAAAUUUAAUGAAUCCAAGUGUCACAUUGAGACCCAAUGAAGCCUUGAAAGCCUUAUUUAAUUCCUGCAAGAUGUAUAGUUGGAUUCUUAGAGCACGUACAAGACUAUGGACUGCAAUACAACCACAAGGAAGAA